This is a messenger RNA of Micropterus salmoides (largemouth bass), 1891 nucleotides long. RefSeq names its product palmitoyltransferase ZDHHC23-A-like. Lineage: Eukaryota; Metazoa; Chordata; Actinopteri; Centrarchiformes; Centrarchidae. The record is from RefSeq and is a predicted model, not a curated record. Gene Ontology annotation, molecular function: small molecule binding; palmitoyltransferase activity. Bases 16 to 1626 code for a protein of 536 amino acids. The transcript has 9 exons.
CUUUAGCAAGCCAUUAUGAAAUGGGAGAAGUUAAAGCCUCCAGAGCCAGAUGAUCCUAUGUGUUGCUGUGAGUGUGAUAUCUACCAGUACGGAUGUUGCUGUGACUGUGAAGAUCUGGAUGAAGCCUUUAACAGGUGGCUGAGAGACAGACCCCCUAAAGGUCGAUGUCAGUCUCCUGUACUCGGGGCCAUGAUUGGCAAUCUGGAGAUCUCCAUGAUCCCGGCCCUGGUUCUGCUACCUCUUCUGCUGCAGGUUGCAGCUCUGCAUUACCUGCUGGGUAUCAUCAUCCUGACAGCUCUGCCCGGCCUGGUGCUGUGGUACUACUACGCCACGCACCGAAAGAGGAGACGCACCCUCUUCUUCCUCACUCUUUCACUCUACUCCCUGUUCUAUAUGUAUUACCUUUUCAUCACAGAGAUCUUACCGCGUGGGGACGUCAGCCAGCUGCAGGCAUGUACUGUGACCGCUGGGAUGAUUCUCACUAUCGUCUCUCUUAUUCACACUAAGAGAGGCCCAGGAUUUGUGACCACUUCCCCACAUGAAGCACACAGUCAAGAGGCUAACAAGGACUCCAAACACCUUAAUGGAGCUAUCCAAUCAGCAGCCUCCUCCUCAGGGACUACAGCAGAGUUGCAGACAACAAAAGGGGCCCUGACAGCAAAAUGGAGCCGGUGUCCUGUGUGCAAAAUAAUGCGACCCCCGCGGGCCGGACACUGUAGAACCUGUGAAUCCUGUGUCCAGCGUCUGGACCACCACUGUAUCUGGAUAAACAGCUGUGUUGGACAGGCAAACCAUCGCAGUUUCUUGCUGACCCUCUCCGUGUUCGUACUGACCUCUCUCUAUGGGAUCAGUUUGGUGCUUUGCAGCCUUUGUCCUCGACAGUAUCUAAUGACAGCUCUCUUCUACUGCCCCGGCGUCUACAGUCAGCCUAGCACGGCGCUUUGUUUCACCUGUGCUUGGUACAGCAGCAUUGUCACAGGUGGAUUGCUUUACCUGUUGGUGGUACAAGUUCUGAACAUCAGCUUCAAUGUGACGGAGCGGGAGUCUCAGCUAGCUCUGAGGAACAAAACGGGGCAGAUCCGCCUGUGGGGACUCGUCAUCGACACAGGAGAGAAUUCACGUGGCUUCUGUCAGAACUGGGUUGAGUUCCUCACCAUGGCAGAUGCCGCGAUGGCAGGGAAGUGGUACCUGAUUGGAUUUGCCACUAACGCCCAGUGGUUUGUCAGCCGCAGAGCCAGCAUGAAGGUAGGCACGGCCAUGAUCACCCCAACUGCAGAUGGGGACCUGGACCUUUCAUACGCCAGUCUCAACUCUGAUGGCUCCUGCUGGAGACUAAACAACUUGGCCAGGAAGACUGAUACACCUGGAAGGUUCACCUACACAAGUGCGCGCUGGGGAAAUGAGAAUGACAUGCGGAUUGUUGACGUGAAGUAUGACGAGUACGCCCUGAUUCAUACCAUUAAGAUCAAGGCGGGUCAGGCCACCAUUGUCAACAAAUUAUAUGGCCGUGGAGUGGACCUCAGCCCUGAGCUGCUGGAGAAGUUCAGGCAGAUCUCCUUGGAGACUGGCAUCCUGCCUGAAAAUAUUGCUUUCCUUCCCAAAAACGCGGAGUGCCCAGCUGCCUAGUUUCCUGCCCCGGUCAUUGUAUGUCAAUGAUGCUGUCUGAAGACCUUAACGUUUGCUCUGAAUAUUCUACUUUUAUCAAAGUCACUUCCAUAAACUGAGACUACGAAUUCUUUUUUUUCCCAGUUUAUUUUAUUCUAAUGCCACUAAACAUGAUGUAAUGCCUGGUUUCAAUAUUAAGCUUUUGUCUACCUGCAGUUUAACAGAGCAGUCUUUAAAAAGUCCCUUCCAGACAUGUUUUGAGACAUAUAAAAUGAUUUGCUUUGAA